Messenger RNA from Chrysemys picta bellii (western painted turtle), 540 nucleotides. The record is from RefSeq and is a predicted model, not a curated record. Lineage: Eukaryota; Metazoa; Chordata; Testudines; Emydidae.
GCGAGAGUGGCACCCGCGGGGCGGGAAGGAAGAGGCCGAGCGAGCGGCUGGGUGGGCUGCGUCCCCCCGGCUCCGCAGCACUGAGGAGCUGGAGGUCAGUGAGGCGCCCUCGCUCCUCCCUCGGCUCCGGCCGCUCCUCCCCGCCGCCUUCCAGACCGGCGCUGCGGGGCUCGCCAGCGGCUGGCUCGGUGCCGCGGGGCAGGGGCAGGGGCCGGGGGGUGGAAAGCAGCCAGGCAGCAGGGAGCAAAGAGGAUGCAGCCGCCUCCUCCCGCCACCCCGGUGCCGGCUCCUUUAGCCGUGUUGGAUCCUACAGGACAGUUUGCAAAACGAAAGAAGACUUCUCUCUGGUUCACAGUUUCUCUGCUGGUAGUGUCUGUGUUCAUACUGACCAUAGGACUUGCAGCUACCACAAGAACAGAAAAUGUUACCGUUGGAGGCUAUUACCCAGGAAUCAUUCUUGGCUUUGGAUCUUUCCUAGGGAUUAUUGGAAUCAACCUGGUAGAGAACAGAAGGCAAAUGCAACUGUCUGAAAAGAAGUAG